This is a messenger RNA of Camelus dromedarius (Arabian camel), 2083 nucleotides long. RefSeq names its product ALG12 alpha-1,6-mannosyltransferase (gene ALG12). Gene Ontology annotation, biological process: protein N-linked glycosylation. Bases 469 to 1944 code for a protein of 491 amino acids. Gene Ontology annotation, molecular function: alpha-1,6-mannosyltransferase activity. The record is from RefSeq and is a predicted model, not a curated record. Lineage: Eukaryota; Metazoa; Chordata; Mammalia; Artiodactyla; Camelidae. Gene Ontology annotation, cellular component: endoplasmic reticulum membrane. The transcript has 11 exons.
GGCGGGUGCCCGCCGGGACGGCAGCCGGGCUUUCGCGGCCAUGUUAGGAUCGGGCAAGGGCGUCGCCUCUGUUCUCCGUUUCCACCGCCCCGCUUCCGGCCGAGGGCAGCCCAGGCGGCCGCGCUUCAGGGGACAGCGCCGUGGGCGGAGGAGGUCUGCGGGGACUGCCGGCUCCUAGCUGACCUGGGACAGCUGCGAGCCCCUGUCCGGGUCCUGCCAGGCAGCACUGGCACACGUGCUGCGGAAGCUUGGUUUCAUAGGUGCUUCCUGUUUCUUUCAACUUUUUCUCACCUCAAACGAUUUACAGAAGUUCCCGCAAUUGGAAGGAUUCCCACUUAGCGUUCACGCACAUCUCCUGGAUGUUAACUCCGGUGUGAGUUCUGAAGCUUGGGAACCUGCGUCUUGUUUCUGAACGCGGAGAGUGGCAGUGCGGACAGUGGAUGAAGGCCUGUGAGGCUGGAGCGCAGAAUGGCUGGGAAAAAGCCGCCGGGCCUGGGUGGGCAGCACCGGCUCCUGGGGCUGCUGGUGGCUGUGGCUGCCGUGCACCUGGUCAUCUGCCCCUACACAAAGGUGGAGGAGAGCUUCAACCUGCAGGCUGUGCACGACCUGCUCUACCACCGGCUGGACGUGGGGAAGUAUGACCACCUCGAGUUCCCCGGAGUGGUCCCCAGGACGUUCCUCGGGCCGGUGGUGAUUGCGGCUCUCUCCAGCCCUGCAGUUUAUGUGCUCUCCCUGUUGGAAAUGUCCAAGUUUUAUUCUCAGCUAGUAGUCAGGGCCGUCCUUGGACUUGGCGUGAUUUCCGGGCUCUGGACCUUACAAAAAGAAGUGAGGCGGCAGUUCGGGGCCACGGUGGCCACCAUGUUCUGCUGGGUGACAGCCUCGCAGUUCCACCUGAUGUUCUACUGCACGCGGACGCUCCCCAACGUGCUGGCCCUGGCCGUGGUCCUGCCGGCCCUCACCGCCUGGCUGCAGCAGAAGUGGGCCCGCUUCAUCCGGCUCUCGGCGCUUGCCAUCCUGGUCUUCAGGGCCGAGCUCAGCCUGCUCCUGGGCCUCGCGCUGCUCCUGCUGCUCUGUUCGGGGCGGGUGUCCGUGGCCAGGGCCCUGCGCUGCGCCGUGCCGGCCGGGAUCCUCUGCUUGGGACUGACGGUGGCUGUGGACUCCUAUUUUUGGAGAUACCUUGUGUGGCCAGAAGGAAAAGUGCUUUGGUACAACACCGUCCUGAACAAAAGUUCCAACUGGGGUACCUCCCCGCUGCUGUGGUACUUCUACUCGGCUCUGCCCCGCGGCCUGGGCUGCAGCCUGCUCCUCGUGCCGCUAGGCGCAAGGGACAGGAGGGCUGGGGUGCUGCUCCUGCCGGCGCUGGGCUCCGUGGCCCUGUACUCGCUCCUCCCGCACAAGGAGCUGCGGUUCAUCAUCUACACCUUCCCCCUGCUCAACAUCGUGGCCGCCAGGGGCUGCGCCCGCCUGCUGAACAACUAUCAGAAGUCCUGGCUCUACAAAGUGGGGUCGCUCCUCGUGGUGGGGCACCUCAUGGUAAACGCAGCGUACUCGGCCACGGCGCUGUAUGUGUCCCACUUCAACUACCCGGGCGGCGUGGCCCUGCAGAGGCUGCAUGAGCUGGUGCCACCCCGCACAGGUGUCGUUCUGCACAUCGACGUGGCUGCUGCGCAGACGGGCGUGUCUCGGUUUUUGGAGGUCAACGGCGCCUGGAGGUAUGACAAGAGGGAAGGUGUGCAGCCCGGGUCAGAGCAAAUGCUGGCCUACACCCACCUCCUCAUGGAGGUGGCGCCCGGUCCCCUGGCCCUCUACCGGGACUCGCACCGGGUCCUGGCUAGAGUCCCAGGCACCACCGGGCUGAGUCUGAACCUGACCAAACUGCCUCCCUUUGACGUCAACCUGCAGACAAAGCUAGUGCUUCUGGAGAGGCUCCUCAGGCCUUCCUGAGGAGAGGGCCCUGGCGCUCGCAGGCGCGCCGACAGUGGGAUGGCCCACGGAAACGGCCAGAGAACCGCAGAUGUGUGCCCAGAGGGCCCCGUCCACGCUGCCCGCCGCUCAGGAGAACCAGGGGCUGGCACCGCUGCCC